AUGAUGAUCAGUUCUGUCAAAGUAGAGAAGUUUGAGCCUUUCGGUAAAGCUUUCUGUUCCCGGCACCCAUUUGCGGCUCUUCCCAAGACUAGCCAUAAACGAUCGAUCCUUGAGAGCGAAAUCGAACCGGUAAGUCAGCCUAUAUCGCCAAAAGCACCUAUUGAACGACUUUUAAAAAGAGAAAUGAACGAUGGUUUGAGAUGGUGUGGCUCCUUAGCUUGGAGAUCAACCCAGUAAAUGAUCGACAAGUUCACCUGAAAUUGAUUAGCUUCUUGCAAUUGAUGACAUCCUCGCUCAAUCAUGUGUAUGUACAUUGUAAGUUUCCGCUUCCCCCUAGAACACGAGCUGUUUUUUAUUCUUUUAUCGAUUCGGUUUAUGUGUGUAACUUUUCCUGUGUGUAAGUGCAAUUAUAGUUUCCAUGGAACGAAAUUUUGUCUGUCAUGAUCAUUUGUGAUCGCUUACGCAAUUGAGUAAAGAGAGGUGACUUCUUAAGGGUAUUAAAGUUUUCCUCGACAAAUUGGUGCAUAUGUCAGUCUUAUAAAUGAAAUCCUCUCCAGAUGUCGAAUUGACUUAAAUGGAAAAUUUAUAGAGAUUUCAACCUGUAGAGAUUUUAAAUCGGGAGAUGUUUAUUAUUGCAACAGCCCCAACUAUUAUUCAUUCUAUUUAUUUUACCCAUGUCCCGUCAAUGGCAGUGCCCCCCCCUUCCCCCACCCCACCUCUCCAACAAGAAAUCUUAAUUAUUAAGGAGUAUGUAUGAGACUAUUCCUUUGAUAAUCUUGCAAGGGACUGUAUUCAAGACUCAAGCGUUAAGCAUUUGAUCAAACUGGGGAGGGGGGAAUUUUUCAACAGGAUCAGUUAUUAGUGACCCAAUUUAAUCACCAGCAGGACAGGGUGUAUACCAUGCUUUAAAUUGGACAAUAUCGCUCAAAAGAUGUGUCCUACUUUUGCUUAAUAUGGUUGUUUAUCACUUGAUUUAUUUCAUGGCAAAGUGGAUACCACUCAGUUCUGUUUCCGUGAGUAGUAAACUCAUUGCAGGUUGUGUUUUUUGAAACCUAAAAUCGUCCAUUGUAAUAUCAUCACUCUUUUUCACCAGACUUGCAAAUGGGUUUUGAGGUCCACAAAAGAUCACCCAGAGUGCUAUGAGGAGGUACACUAUAUAUAUAUAUAUUUCUUUUUUUUAAAUUCCAUAAACAUUUAUUGAAGAAACAUUUGUCCAGAACUAAACUUACAUUACAUUACUCUACUUACAUUUCACAACAUCACUCUAUUACAUUACUGUACUUAUUGGAUUAAUCACUAGUGCUUAUUUCUUACUUAUAUUAACAGUCACUUACUAACAGUCACCUACAGCAUAGUGCUACUUGCAUUACAUUACUAAACAGAACAUGACUUACAGUACAUUACAAUACAAAACUCGCAAUUCACUAGUUAAGCUCACUUGCCUACUUAUAAUUACUUGAAGUACUUUACAAAAAAGGUACACAGUAUGUGUUCUGUUUGCAUUAUGAUUGCUGUAUGUCAAGUAAUGUCAGAAGUGAUUAGUAUGAAACUUCUCAUAAUAUCCUUGCAUUAUCUAACAAACAGGUAAUAAGAAACUAAAACUUAUUAGGUAGGUGUUAUCCUGAUCUAAUACCAAAUUCUUACUAUUGAUUUACAAGAAAAUGUAUAGCAGCUGGAGGAGAGAAUUAACAAUCAGAUCUUGGGAGUUAAAAGGUUAACUCCCAAGAUCUGAUUGUUAAUUCUCCCCUCGCUGCUACACAUUUCCUUGUAAAUUAUUUAUGAGAACUUGGUGCUAGAUCAAGAUAACAGCCUCUACCUGAUAGGUUUGAAUAUUCUCAUCACCUGUUUGCUGAAUAAUGUAUGGAUAUUGUAGGGAGAAGUUUUAUGUUAAUCACUUCUGGGAGUUAAAUGGUUAAGAUAGGGUACAAAUUAUGAAGGGGGACUCAUUUAUGAUUGAGAAGGCUCUUGAUAGUGGAAUGGUCCCUCUUUGAAUUUUUUAUACUGUGGAAGUUUCUAAGUAUAAUUAGUUAUCAUUACAACUAGAACCUUAAGUCAUUGUUCUGGCUUGGAUAUAGCUGACAGGCAUGUUAUUGAUUCACGAUAAGAGGAAACUAUUAUUAUAAUUUUUCCCAAUUAUGUAGAGGAAAUUUUCAUUGUUGCUUUGAUUUCAGUUAUUUAUGCAAGGUAACACCGUUGUUUGGAGUGUUGGAAAGUCUCAGGUAGUGAGGACAGUACAGAAAUGUUAUUCAGCCAUGUCUCUGAUAGUAGAUUGUUUGUGGUGCACAUUUAGCCUUCCAUCUGAAUAUUGCAACAGAGGAGAGAAUCAAGUUUCAUCUGGUUUGGUUCAUUAUUUUAUUUCUUUAGCUGUCAUGCUGGUGAAAUUGUUUUGAACAUGGAUUGUAAAUGAAAUUGUUUGGCACAUGUAUUUUACCCUUAACCCUUUCACUCCCAAGAUCUGAUUAGUAAUUCUCCUUACUAUCUGCCAUACAAUUCAUAUGAUGUUAGUUCAGAGAAUUUGGUAUUGGAUCAACUAAUAAUCCCAUGAUUAAUAUUCUUCUCUAUUCUCAUCACCUGCCUGCUUGAUAUUGUAUUGAUAUCGUAAGGAGAAAUUCUGUCUUGGUCACCUGUGGUAGUGAAAGGGUUAACCUCUCAGAGUGAGUGACCAGCAGUUAAUUUCUCCUCACUGUAUCAUCCUUCAAUCAAAUAUGAACCCUUUACACCCUAACAUCAUUAUGCAUAUUCCCCAUGCUGUCCUCUACACAUUUCCUUGGUUUUAACAAGGAGAAUUUGUAAAACCAUCAAGAGCCAUGUUAGUUGCUGAUCAUUUCCUUUAUUCUCAUGACUUUAACCCUUUCACUCCCAAGACAUUUGAUUCAAGGGAUAGAAUUCUUAAGAUGUUAGUUCAAAAUUUGAGAAAUUAAUAAUCCCAUAACUGAACCUUCUCAUCACCUACAUGCUUUUGUAUUGGGGAUUAAAGGGUUAACAUUUGGUAAAGAGAUAUUAGAACAUAAAGAUAAAGGAAAUUGUCACUAACCAAAGAGGCUCUUGACUUAAAAUGAAUUCUCCUUAUCAAAACCACAGAAAUAUACAGAGAGCAGUGGUGAGAAUAUGCAUACUGAUGUUAGGGUAUAGAGGGUUAAUUUCUUGGACAGCCUGCAUGAUUUCAGAUUGUUUUUGCUGCUUGCGGGGGGUUUAACCCUCUAACUUCCAAGAUCUCAUUAGUAAUUCUCCCUACUGUCUGCUUUAAAAUACUUAUGAUUUAAAUUUGGAGAAUUUGGUAUUGGAUCAACUUGUAGUCCCCUAAUUGAGUUUUCAUCUUUAUUCUCCCCACUAGUCGGCUUGAUUCUGUGUUGAUAUUAAAAGGAGAAAUUCUGUCUUGGUCACUCGUGGGAAUUAAAGGGUUAAAAAAUUAUAUGAGGGGCAUUUACUAUGUUUUUUAAUCAUGCAAAUGACACACCCAAUGAAAUUGGAAAUGCAUUAUUGCACAUUAAUUGUGGGAGGCACUGCAGCCUGAAUGUUGGUUUGCUGGGCUCCCAGUCAAAAGGUCCUGCAGACCUGCCUAGAUCAUUGCAUUCACUUAUUGUGCCUCUUUUCACCCUAGAGUAGAACAUUCCCCAUUCUUGUUUUGUUGUUAAUCUGCUCUGUGAUAUUUUACAAUUUCUAGGGGAAACAUUACAUAGCCUUUGUGUUGUCCAGAAUGACUGUAUUGAUGUGCUGACUGAGGAUGGUGCUCUAUUUACCAUAACCCUUCCAUUUCCAGUAAGUAAUUAAUAGUACUAGAAAUGUUGUUUCAGGAAAAAUAUUGUUUAACUUGUGACUUCACAAAUCACUAAAACAGGACAAACCAUUCAAUAAGUUUUAAAUGAUUCAAUGCAGUCUGACCAAAGUCUCUGAAAGGAAUUUUCAAAGCACAUUAGGGCAUAGUUUGCUAUGGAUGAUGUACAAUAUUAAUUUGCAAUGAUAAAAUUCAAAUCAGGGUAGAUGAAUGCAUAAUUAUCAGUGAUCCUUGAAAACUGAAUCUUCUCAGGCUCUUGCAAGCUAAAAAAUUGCCUUAACCAUUCAACUCCCAAAAGUGAUGAAAAGUAACUUCUCCCUACAAUAUCCAUACACUAUCCUGCAAAAAGGUAAUGAGAAUACUCAUAUAUAUUAAGUAGAAGUUGUUAUCUUGAUCUAACACCAAAUUCUCUUAAUUUAUUUACAAGGAAAUGUGUGGCAGGUAGAGGGGAAAAUUAACAAUUAGAUCUAGGGUGUUAAAGGGUUAAUGUAAAAAGUCACUCUGUUGUCAAUGGAUUCAUUAUUCAAAAAAUCAAUGGAAUUGCAAAUUUCUUUGUCAGUGGUGAACUUUAGAAAAUCAGAUGAAAUUGCCUCUCUUAGUCAAUUUUUCCACAUUAAAAUUCUUAAAACAAAACAAUAGUAGAGAUUUUUGCUGUAAAACAUGACAUUGUUUAAUUAGCUUUGUGUCUUCAUUUUGGGACUGAAUGACCCACAUGUCUUGAAUUCUCUGUCCAGGUGAAACAAGUGGUUGCUUUGCAAGAGGGAUUGUUGCUUGAGAGAGCAACAGCACCAGGAGAAAUCACUGGGCAGAGGAGGUAAUUAAGAGGAACUGAAUAGUUACUUAAAGUGAUGUGAUAGUGACAAAAUUACAAUUUUUUUCCUGGAUAGCUAAUUAUGUCACUGAUUGAGGAUGUUUUAUUUUUUUUUCUAGGGAUGUCCCUACAAUGUUUAGUGUCCUGCAUCCUUUGGAUGAACCAAGACCUAUCACAUCUAAAGUGGAAGGUACUUUCAUGCAUGUAAAUUGUACUUACAAUAGAAAAUACUUUCAAAAUAGCUUCAUGUUCAGUGCACUGAAUUUGCAAUCAAAAAGCCCAUCUUUGUAUUCUAGAAAGGUCACUAUGUUCUUGUGCAGAGAACCUUUAAAGUGGACACUCCCCUCCCAGGAGUAAAAAAUGGUAACAAUAGUGUCAGUAAUUAACAAUUACUCACCCGAAUUGGAGGUGAAUAAUGGUGGAUAUUUACCAAGCCAUGAAGUAGCAAUUUUGUCUUGUCUGCUGCUAGGAGGUGAAUUGUACCUGCUAUUCACUUCUGAACGAACCAGUCAGUGAGCAUGAAAAGCACUAUUCACAUGUGUGGUAUAUACUAAUUUCUGAUAUAAAUAUAGUGGUCUUAUUUUUUCCUUACACAGGGAAGAUCUUCUACAUCUGUGACCCAGCGGUUAGCGUGGUGUUUUCAUGCAGUGAUCCUCCACUAGUCAUGACAUAUGACUUUGUCAUUGGUUUACAUUCAGUAUGGCAUGUGACCAAAGCAACAGCUCAAGUGAGGCUACAUUUCAUUACUAACAGUUCCAUUUGUUUCUUCAAAGUCUGGAUUUUUCUGUAUGAUUUUGAACACUUCCUUUGGUUUUAAGAGACCCAUUUUCUUUGUCCUGAUUUUCAUUUGCACCACUGCUCCUUCAAACCUGUGAUAAGCGUGUUAAUAAUGACUACUGGAGAAGAAAAAUCUUCAAAUGAAAGUGACCUACAUUCCCAGAUAAACAAUGUAAUUAAGGUGGGGGGGGGGAGAAACUGUGGUGCUGCAUCAGUAGGGGAGUAUGAAUAGAUAAUUUUGGUUGUAUCAACUGAGUUGAUUAAAUGUUAAUUGGCCACCGUAAAGAGUUGCAAAGCUGAUGUUUUGAGCAUUAGACCUUCCUCAUAGUGAACUUGGGACACUUCUCCAGAGCAACAUCUAUCAUAUUUUUUUGUCUUUCUGCCCUCCUACAAUCAUUGCAAAGGGCAGUGAAGGCAACCUCUCCCUCUUUGUUAUCUGUUAUUUAGGUGUUGUCAAACUUGCCUUUUGUGUAACCUUAGUUUCAAAAAAAUCUAUUAAUAUAGGAUCUUGAACUGUCAGUUUCAUGCUUACUCUUCUCUCCUACUGAAAUACUCAAGGAGUUGCCUCCUUCCACAUAUUUCAUUUUAAGCAUGAUGUGCCAACCAACUUUUUGAGAAAACAAUCUACUUAUAUAAAUCUCUGGCAAUGCAUGUUUUUCUCAACUAAACAACAAUGCUUUGCUAUUUUUAUAGGACUGCCCAGAAUCUCCAACACAUGUAGAGUACCCUUCAGAAUUACAUUUUAGCAACAUUUUUCAUCAUCCUACUCCAUUGCUAUCAGCUGGUGCUCACUCUCGAUUAUCUGUAGCCACUCCUACCCAGUCCUUCUCUCCAUUCAACCCUUUCACUCCGACAUCAGCUGUCAAAGCUCAUUCUCGUGUCCAGUCUCCUGCACCAGCUCAUUUGUUAUCAUCUGCUUGGAGUCAGAGAUCUUUAAACAUGACAAUAUCUCCUGCGGUUGGUAAGUUAUGACCAUCUGUCUUGUUUUUUUCAGCAUUCAUGCUUUGAAUAAUUCUUCAACCUUCUUGAAACCUUACUCUCCAAAAUCAAACUAGAAAUAUGGUUCUUGAAUCUUGGAUAAACAAGACUUUAAACUCAAUCCUUGAUACCUGAAACUGCUCACACCUUUAGUUAGUAGCACAGGAAUUUAAAUGGGCAUGAGUGAACAUUUAGAAAAAAAGAGAAAUGGUGGGGGGGGGGGAAGGAAGGGGAUAGCCUUAUAAUUUAGGGGGAGUAGUAGUAGUCAUUCAUGUUGACCCUUUAACUCCCAUGAGUGACCAGGACAGAAUUUCUCCUCACAAUAUCAAUUCAAUAUCAACCAGAUAAGUGUUGAGAAUAAAAAAAAUAUCAAUUUGGGGAUAAUAAGUUGAUCUAAUACUUAAUUCCCUGAACCAAUAUUAGAAGAAAUGUAUGGUGAACAGUAAGGAGAAUUACAAAUUUGAUCUUGGGAUUAAAGGGUUAAGGUAACUGGCAGGGAUAAGCUCUGGCUGCGUGGGCCACUGGGCUCAAGUUCUGACUUUUUUGAUUUUCUUUUUGAAAGUCUGUAUUAUCUACUUAAGCUGCAUGGCCCAUCCGGCCCAAGCUUAUCCUCUGGGAAAGGGAGUAUUGCCACUCUCCCCUGGGUGGGGUACUAGUCCAUCAAGGCUUACCCCUAUAGCAUUUUGACAGAUUUUCUCAACAGUUUGCCAAUAGCCAUUUAUACUCUGUGGUGGAGAAAAGGACUGUCAGAGUAGAUUGAGUGUUUUGAACACAACAAAUGUUGUGGCUAGGACACAAGCAUAGACUUCUCAACCCACAGGCAAGCAUGCUAACCAUUCAGAGACUAUCUCCCACACUGAGGAGUGGUAAUACCCCUAAUUCCUUCAUGCAGAAGAAAGUAAAGCAACCUCUGAUGGUAAAAGGCUAGCAGACUUGAAAGACUUAACUUUAACUUUUGUUUUGUAGAUUCUCCAGUAAGGGUAGGACUGAGGUCGCCUGUUCCUUUCUUUUCCCCACCCAUGUCAUGCUUUUCAAGCAAAGAAGAAUCAUCCUGGGACAGCUUUCAGCCAUUGUCCCCAGAUGUUUGCCUUACCCAGGUUUGGCAAGAAACACAAGUGGCUGUCAGGUAUAAUACUCUUAAUAUACUCUUUUUGGAUUGGGAUUUGAAUCAGUAAGUUGUGCUUUUUUGGGAGCAGCGAGUGAUCUCAAAAGGAAAGCAUUGGGACUUUUCAAUAGGUUUCAUGCAUCUGGUGCAGAGUCCACUGACUGUGCAUCAAUAUUAAUCUGUUUUCAAUUGUUAAACUUUUAGUCACAUAUAAGUCUGAAAAUUGUGCCCCAAUUAAAGAGAGAUUUAAAGUUAUUUUGAGAAUGCCAAUUUUACCUUAUCCUGUUUUCAUUCUAGAUAUGGUACAAAAGGGAAAGCUUCCAAAGCAUUCUUAACAAAAGACAAAUCUGGUGCCACAUUUCUUUGUUACCUUCUUGGGCAGUUAGAAAAAUUAAGGUAAUGGCUCUUGUUCAGUGAAACUUAUCACUUAUUUACACACUCUCAUGGAGAAUUUGGAAUUUUAAUAAAUACAUGAAUCUACGAAAGUUAAGAUCAAUAUUACAGGUAUGUGUUUCCACUAAAUAUGCAGAACUGAAAAAUAUUGGACCAUAACCUAUUCAAUGUCUUCUGAAGUUCAGUUAAAAGUGGCUUCACUGUGUCAAAUUAAGCUUAAAGGUGAUGAAAUCACUGAUCCAAGUCAUUUUCAUCAGCAUUUUCAUCAGUAUGUAUAUACUUUAGUUUGAAUCAUUUGUGUCCCCUCUUUUGCAGAGGGGUUCAGGUUAUUCAGGAGAGGAACAGUAUAGAUUUGAACAAUACAUUUGAGAUUCCUGCUAAGGAUGCUGUUCCAGUUGAGGUAACAGUGUAAAGUAAAUGGGGUUGUUCACAUUUUCCUUCUUGCAUGUCUGCCGUCAAUUUAGCACUAAACAGCAAACAGCUAAGUCCUUACUCACUGUACUAUUAAUAAGUUAUAAGGUAAGAACCAAUCAUAAUAGGUCUAUAAUUCAGUUUAUCACCUACAUUACAAGUGGUGAUGUUGUAAAACAAGUGAUAGUACCCUCUGUUAUGUUUAACUUUCUAAAGUUUAUCAGUGGUAUUUUGUUUCUCAUUUAUAGAAAUUAAAUGUGAUGCUUGUUCUGGAGCCAAAUUAUUCACUAGUCAUUUACAGUGGAAUGAUCAAGGUACUGAAAGAAUGGUUUGUUUGAAUUUUAGAUAAGUGACGUAAUUUGGUGUUAUCAACUGAGCUGAUAUGUAAUUUGGCCAUAGUAAAGGGUUUGAAAGCUGGCGUUUUGAGUGUUAGCCCUUUGUAAGGGCAAAAGACACAGGGUUAAUGCUCAAAACUUCAGCUUUUCAACUCUUGACAGUGGUCAAUUUAUGAUAUAAACUCAGUUGAUAAUACCGAUUUACCCCGUUAUACUCUCCCACUGACACAGCACCACAGUUUCUCUUGAAACUCACCCCCUUUAUAAUAAUAAUAAUGAUAAUAAUAAUAAUAAUAAUGAUGAUGAUGAUAAUAAGAAUAAUAAUAAUCAACUUUAUCUAACGAGGGUUACGCAAAGCAGUAAAUAUACUGAAGAACCAGUGGCCCUUAAUAAAUAGUACAAAUUUAAAAAUUAAUAACAUUACAUGAAAGCAUCAAAGACUAACCAUGUAAGGAGUUAUUAAAAUACAACUAUAAUAUAAAAGUUAAAAUUUAAACUAUCUUGUAUAUUAAAACAGCAAAGAUAAGGCCAGUUAAUAAAAUAUGAAAUUUUAAAAUGAAAUGACAUGAUUUAAAAUUACAUGACAGAAGUCUUUAUAACUAUUCACAAAAUGUUCUAACAUGGAUUUCUUGAAGCCUAUAAGAUUCUGUUUGUUUCUGAUCUGGCUGGGGAUCUUAUUCCAGAGGUGAAUGGUCGAUACUGUGAAGGACCUCCCUCCCUUUGACUCCCAUUUGAAUUGGGGGCAGACAUAAAUUGUCCAUGUUUGCUCAUUCGUUCAUUAAGAUCUGUAUUUCUUUAGUCAUUUAGAUUAUUGAUAAUAUUGACAAAACUGACAGAUACAUUCUGUAAAACCCAUAGGGCUGUCAAGUAAAUUUGCCAAUUUUGCCAUUGUUGGAAGUUGAUCAAUCAUUGCACUUCAAUACACCUGAGAAGGUAAAGAGACUAUUGAUUGCUUUUUAGUUUUUUCAAUGUCAGGGAUUUUGAGAUAUUUAUAUGGACUCUAAUGGAAAGGACAAUUAUCAAGGAGUAGGGGGCAAGAAUUCUUAGAUGCUGUGGUACCUUUAUAUCUCUAUAUUAGUGUAGUAAUGCACUUUAUGACUGAGUGUCAUGAAAUCAAAACCAAAGCAAUCGCAACAGCCAACAAUAAAAAUGAGAAUAUUGGAAUAUUGUUAUAACUCACAGUAAAACCAAGCAAACUGCCCCAAGUGCGGGAAAGAGCAGGUGACUAAGUUUUGAAGCAGUUAGUUUUGGUUUUGAAUCUGAAAGUGGCACAAGUUUCUGAAAAACUAUGUAACAAAAAAAAGAAGCAAAUCCAAAGCAAUCCUUCACUCGCAAUUGCUCUGUCAUCUGGAAGCAAAGUUUCACUGUUUUGGUUAUGAUUUUUCCACUCAUUUUUAGCUGCAAGGCAAUGAGAGCAAGGGCAUGUGUACUUGCACCCCAAUGUCAAAGCCUUGUUUAGUAUGUGGUUCUUUAUGUUUUCCUGGCCCUGCUAUUUUGCCUUUUGGUCAUUUUGCUACUUUUUGAGAUAAUCAUCCUUUGUUUGAUUCACAUUUUCUUGUUCAGAGAAUAUUUGAUUCACAUUUUCUUGAUUCUAUGUCAGUGAAUGUUUCACCAUCUCAACAGGUUUUGUCAUUCUCAUCAAUUAAGCUGAGCAACAAUGAAGUUAACAUGGAUGGUGAGUUAACAGAAAUAUGUACAGUGGUUCUGAUGACUUUUGAUAUUGCCUGUAAGUACAGAAUUAAAUGGUCUUGUUUGCCUUUUUAUUGCCAUAGAUGUGGAAGGUAAAUCAUCAGUGGGAAAUGCAUUACAGGAUGUGAAAAUUUUAUCACUGAGAGAUCCAGUGUCUGAAACCUGUAAUCUGGUAAUUAAUCACAAUAUUAUACUGAUUUUUGAUGCUUUAACCAAAAAAUUGAAAUGAUAGUUAGGAAGAAAAAGAGGAGACAGAUAUUUAGCAAUUAGUUUGAAUGAGGGAGAAGAGAAAGAGUCUAAAUCCUCUGGUUUUUUUUUAAUAAUAAUACUAAUAAAUUUUACAGUACUCAAGAGUACAAUGUAAUACAAUACAUUACUUUCAAUACUGCUUACUUGCAUUAAUGACAAUACACUAUAUCACUACGGCUAAUUACAUACAUUACUUACAGUAUUUACAAUACUGGUUACUUACACCACUGGCAAUUACCUCCAUCCUCUAUAAGAAUUCAAACCAUAGAGUCUGACUUGAUUUUCUAGUUUGAUGCUCUACCAGUCUGAACUUUAGACAACAAUGAGGAAUUAGUUGCCAUUGGUAAAUGGCAAGGGUAUAGUCACAAAAAUUGUACCAUUGUGUGUGAUAAAUUUAACCUCAUCUGUCAAUUACAUAGAGUAACAUUCCUGAGCUCUCAAAUAUACCUGAUUAAAUAAUCAAAUAAAGAAAAAUUUUGACCUUUUGUAGGUAUUGUCAGAUGGAUCAAUAUACAGAAUUAAACUUCCAAUAUUGUCCCAAAACUUGGCAGGUUAGUACCAAACUUUUUGUCAAAGUAUGCACCAAAUCUACUGUGUUGCAUUUGACUUCUCUUAAAUGCUUCUUUUGUAUGCUCAGUUACAGCUUGUUUAGAAGCUUUGAAGUACAUUCUUCCUGGGUUGUUGGUGAUUCAGGCUCAACUGGCCUGUUAUGCAGUGGCCCAAGUCCCUCAUUUGCAAGAUAGUGAACAAGAAUGGAAGUGGUUUACAAAGUGUGUCUUGGAGUUAAUGGGGUUUCAAACUGAGGACAAAUUUAAGGUAAUUAAUUGCCUUAUUGUGGGGGCAUCCAUAAGGCGUUGGAGCUAAUCUCAGUUGCUCUAGCACGAAGUAUUAGAAGUAUGGCUACUUCUUCCAAAACCAUGUUUCUCUAAAAGUUAAGCCAUUUUUUCUUCUGGGUGAAAGGGGUACUGUGAGAGUAGAGAGUCUUGCCAAGAAAAUAAUAAUAAUAAUGACCUGGCCAGGAAAGCAAGACCCUGACUAAGAGCCUGACACAUCAACCAUUAAGCUUCCAUAUCUUACAUAUCCAGAGUUUUCAUAAGAAAUUACAACUUGCUAGCUACCUUUGAAAGUAGUCAAUACCUGAAAAGGUGAAUUUAGGAGAAUUUGAGGUAAACUUUACUUUUGAUCUUAGAACUACCAGUUUGUCUUUGCCUAGUAAUUUUAAAAAUAUUAUUUUGCUCUUUUUUUUUUCUUCAGAGUGACUCACCAGAAUUGCCUGCAGCUAAAAAAUCAAAAACCCAGGAAGAGGACCAGGUAUAAAGAAAAUAUAUAGUUAAAGUGUUACUAAAGUUCUCUUCUCUGAUGGGUAGAAGUUAACAGGUACCUCUUAAGUGUACCAAUCUGCUUUAUGUCUAAUCAUGUAAACCCUUCUUAGAAUGACAUCAUUUGUGUCUAUCUAACACUGUUACUUUCACUCUGACUCAUGCUCCCCACUUCUGGAACAAAGUGUCCUUAACUUAUGAAAAAUAAUUCUUAAAGUUAAAUUUGAGAGCAUUAAUGGGAAUAAAGUGUUCAGUAUCAGAGAAAGUUGAAACAAAUUAUUCCGGUAGUUCUUUUGAAACUUGAAUUUUGAACCUGCCACCAUAGAAGAUGAAAUGACACUUCAUGGUUGUCACUUUUGUCUGCAUAAUACUUUCAGUACUCUUUGAAAAAAAGAUAUAUUGUUUGAUCGUAAUAAUGGCAACUUUAUGACAUCAUAGAAUUCAAAAUCGUGCUUACUGAGGAAUGAAGCACAUCAAUAUUUCUUGUGUUUGUAUCCAGUGUUGGUUCAUUUUGGUCCUGGCAACUUCUUGCCGUAAUGGAAGAUUCCUUCUAGCAUAAAGAUAUUAGUACACUCUCUCAUGAUGAAAUCUUUGCAUUUCAUGUGCAUUAAAUUGUAGGCUUGGGAAAUGUUGACAAUGAGUGACUUUCAUCAAAACAUGUCAAGGCAAGGCAUUGGACUGCCACCAUUGUUAAACAAAGAGACCCCAGGGGAGGAGAAGCAUUCCUUUCCUAUGCAGUGAGUGACCAUACAACUUUAGACAGUUCUUCUAAGCCAGGGAUUUUGCUCGUAACAGCUGACCUUGUGCCCAACAAAGACAAAAACACAACAACGUGUCACCUAUUGAUAUACGUGAAAAAAUUACGCUCGUGUGUUUGGCUGGAAACGAGUGCAUUUCUCGUGAAACUCGAGUGCAAAGUUGUAACACGAGUGCAAAUUACCAAACGCGGACGUGCGCUGGCAAAAUUUCGUCCGUCUUGACUCUCUGUGAUACGUUUUUCAUGUAGAUUAUUUAAGUACACUGCACUCAGACUGCCUGUGAGCCACAAAUUCAUAAAGUUUGUGCAGUAAGAGGUCUCAAUAUGCUCAUUUGAAACUAAAAGAUCACGUCUAGGUUAAGCAUGAAGUUCCCACAAGAUCUAUUUGAUUAGUAUGUGUAUUAGUAUGUGUAUUAGUAUGUGUAUUAGUGAUGAGCAGGUAUUGGCAUCUAUUGGAUUAAUAUGUUGAGCAAAGAGAGCGUUGGGGAAAUCCUUGAUGGCCUGUUUCAGAAGCACAUUGUAUCAGUUGGACCGUAGUAUUUUGUAACUUUGUAAAUACUGACUGCAGACAAGCUUAAAUGAUAUAUAUUUUGUUUUUUUCACAAAUCAGUGAAGGAACAUCUGUUCAGAUUAAAUAAAUAAACAUGUUUAUUUCUACCUACUUAGAAUUAAAAAAGAUGCCCUUCUUCAUAACCACAUUUCCUCCAUAUUGUUUGCGUGGCAUUUGAUUUAUGAGGUAUUUUUGACUUGUUAGACUUGGAAUUUACAUUAAUAUUUUGUCAUUGCCUAAAAUUUACUUUUAAAUUUUUUCCUCACUUUGUAGGACCUCAAAUUAAAUAUUCUGGGGAAGGAUUCCCUGUGUCCUAUGGCUCAGUUUCUUUGUGACCUUGCAUUGUGAGUUAUUAGUCCUAAUCAAACAUUAAUUUAAGUCCUUUUAAUUUCGAUUUUCAUUUUCUAUUUCUGUCCUCUCAAAAGCAGCCAAAAAUGACUUUGAUAGUUUUGCACGGGACUGACUGUUAUAAGUCCUAAAUCAAUACAUUAAUUUAAGUCCUUUUUCAAUUUCCCGAAGAUGAUUUAAUGUGGUAGAGUUUUAUUCUUCAGACCUUUUUUCUGACAAGUUGUUCUUUCAAUCAAGAAACCUGUAGGAACAUUUGUGGUGAUAAGCUUUACGUGUACUUGAUAUUGCAGAGCUCUUGGUUGGCAUGCUUAUGUUGAAUAUUACUGCAGGGACUUUCCUUCUCUUUUCCUUGGUUCACGGGAUAGUCCUGCCCAUAUCACAAGAGGUAAAACGCUUCACGAGCCUGCGAAUAGUGUUUCAUACUUAGAGAAAUUAUGAAAUAAUAUUCAUAGGUUUGUGUAACAUGCAAGAUAACAGAUAGUGUUGGGAAAAAUAUCAAAAAGCAACAUAGCACAUAUCUGCACUUUAAUGUGAUAACGUAACAACAUACUGGGUCAUCUUGCAUCUUUGAUGAAUGUGCACAACUAACUUUGAUGACGUAGUCGAAAUCUCACAGGUUUACGACUUGCUCAGAAUACCAUCGAAGGUUAUGUUAGAUUAGUGCGAUUUCUCAUCAGUGGAGGAAAGCGUUGAAACGUGUAACCAAGUCAUCAUUGAAAUAAUCAGUUAAAGAGAGGGUUGUCGAGUCGCAUUAUAACAAUUGCUUCUUGCGCGAACGGGCCUAUGGACAAACGUUAGGUGAAGCAUGACUAAAUUUUCUCGACUUGAUGGGUUACCACAUCGUUAGAGGUAUGGUGCUUCGCCGUGCGCGCCAUGAGUUCCGCUAUCUUGAGAUGAGAUGUGUGUGGCCAUCCCAACUAAUAUGAUCGAGAAUUCUUUUAUUCCAAACGCUGAUUUUUUUAUGGUAUUGUUACAGACCAACAGAGUGAGAUGUUUCUUCCUCUGUGUGAGAAGCCUCCCAGUAUAAUCCAAUGGCUGUAUAACUUUCUUAAUGGACACCCGGUAAGAGAGAGAUGACACCGAAACGUUGUGGAAUGAAUCUUUCGUUCUUACGGACAAGACAAUUGAAAAUGAAACUGACGUUCUUCUGCUUCAAACACCAGGUUGAACCUUUUCCUGUGCUACCAAGAACUACCAAGCACACGUAUAAUAUCAUUAUGGUGAGGAUGGUUGAUCUCUUCUUUAAUGGUCGAAUGAUCAUCAUAGCUACCUGAUAAAAGCUUACAUAACUUUGAACAGGAUCCAAUAACUCAUUUAUCUUUAGCAAUGCACCCACUGCACUGUUACCACAGGAAGAUCUUAGGCUAUAUCCAAUUUAAGCUUGAUUUAAUCUCAAGCUUUACUUUCAUCUAACUUUCUACCGUAUACUGUAUUCAUUUCAUAUAAUUUUUUUGCGCAGUUUUUUUUGCUCCUUAAUGUUGUUAUUUGUUUUGCUUUAUUUAUGUCAAAGCUGUACUCACUUUUCAACAACAUAGAAGACAAAAACAACCUUGAAGAUGAUGCAGACAAAUUGUUCAAAUGUAUCAGCUAUUCAGGUAUCUUCUUACAAUCUCGUUAUUGUAGCAUAACUAAAAUAUUUGUUUUAACGGCGAGAAGAACGCUAUGCUCUUGAUAAAUCUCUAUCCGGUAGAAAGCGCAUCACGGUUUGAUUUCACUUACGCAAAUGGGCCUUGAUCUUUACUUUUGAAAGGAUAACUUUAAAAGUGUAGGCUUUGACAAAAUUUCAUCGCCCAUUAAUUGACCAUCUACUCGGAUAGAUAAGGAUGUUAAAAUUUACAACUUUUGACCUUCCUUCCUGUAGAAGAGGUGAUUGCCACUUUCAAGGAAUCAUUUGUAACCACACAGGAGAAGCUUAGGUGGUAAGAUUAAAAUGCGAUCUUUGCUUAUUACAGGCAGAAUUAUAUUGCACGUGCAAAGGUGCAGUAAGAUUGACGAGUAACUUUUCUUGGGUUUUGUUUUUUAAAACCCUAACUUUAGGAAGUAAUUGAAGGAGAAGAAGAGCCAGCUUAUGAAAUGUCCACUGCUCUAUUCCUUUUAUUAUUAUUAUAAAUAUUAAUAUUAUUAUUAUUAUUAUUAUCAUUAUUAUCACUAUCAUUACUAUUACUAUUAUUGUAAUUAUUAUCACUAACUUCGUAUAUUGGUGGCACAUUAUCUAAUAAACAGGUGUUAAAGGUAGACCAUAUCAUUACAGGGUUUUAUUUUGAUGAAACACCAAAUUCUCUUAGCUUCAGAAGAAAGAAACGUAUAACAACCAAAAGGAAGAGUUAGUUAUGAGAACCUUUAUUUUGUAGUUUUGAUUCUGAUGCUGAUAAAGUGGUCGCAUUCCUCGCGAGCAGUGGUAAGGAAACCAUCCUUAAUUUUAAAAAUUAUUUUAUGGUCUUUUUCUAUAGUUUAUUUGGAUGGGUAAGGUAACCACUGUUUCUGUUACAUUUUUUUAUCUUCCGUUACCAUGUGCAAGACGCGGUGACGUGCGGGUGAAGAAGUCUGGGUUCGAGAUCUGGCCGAAACAAAUGGCAAAUUUCUAGGGAAGCCUGAAUGCUGGGGGGGGGAGGGGUUUACACUGUGAUGGACCAAAAUCCCACCAGAGGGGAGUGGUAAGACUCCUAUUUGCUUUAUGCUAAGGAAACCAGGGUAAGCUGCGUCUGAGUGGGCCAAUUAGCGCGAGUGCGGAUUUCACUUUUUAUCAUGGUGUUGCUUGGUGGAUAAUGUAACCACUGUAUUUUAUAGAAUCUUUUAUCGGCCUUUACCAUAUUUUGGUUUGAUGUGUUACUCCCAUAUUCUUUCAUCUACUGUCAGGUUUGACUCGUAAGGACAUCGACUGUUUGCCGUUUGGAGUCGCUCUGCCAAUCAGAGAAGCUCUCCACCAGUCCGCAGACGACCCACCUCUAACUCUUCCAGCUGGUGCUUACCAGCUCAUUGGUAAAUAAUUAUGUCAAGUGGUGCUUUCUAUGUGGGGGAUAGAGUCACGGCCUUAAAUUCGUUUUUAGGGGUGGGGAAUGAAAGUUAUUACAUGUUAUUCAGCGAGUCAAGAUUUCAUUAUUUUUUUUCCUACUUUAGGCCGUGAAGAUCUUGCCUCCAUGCUAAUGACAGAUGCAAAAAAACUAAAUACUUACAUCCCUCUGAAGGUAUCUGGACACUUUUAGACCAAUUGCUGCAGUAACUUUAGAUUUUUCCAUAGUCAUUGAACUUUAAGUCGCAAUUUUAACUGAAUUUGAAUCUUUCUUUUUGGCUUGUUGUUGCUUCUUUGGUGUUCCUCUGUCUAUCAUGCAAAUUUUCUGUAGUUUCCCUUAAUCAGAGGGUAAUAUUGAAAGUUCCUCAUUCAACAAUUUCCUUAAAAUUCUUUGACGCAGCUUCUUUGAGUUAAUUUUGUUAGCAAGUUACUUUUUCUUGCAAAUUCCUCGCUUUAAAAGAGAGUUAGUGUCAUACUUAAGUGCUACAGUAAAUUUAUGUCUUUUUGUCCUGUAGAAAGCAACACUGAAAGAUGGAGAAAUAGAUGACGGAUUUAAUAUAGAUGACGAGGUGAGGAUGUUGUGUUUAGCUAUGAUCUCUGGUAUUUUUAUGUUUCUCGUACAUCAUGUGCGAAGAGGACGCGCUGGCCUAGCGGUUAACGCGCUGAACUUCGGGUCAAAACGUCCUGGUUCCAGUUAAGACGAAGCCGAGUUGCUGUGUUCUUGGGCAAAAUACUUUAUUCUCACAGUGCUUGUCUCCAUCCAGGAGUAUGAAUGGGUACGGGCUUACUGUCUGGGAAAGCGGACGAAAUGUAGGGGGGUAACCUUGCGAUGGACCAGCAUCCCAUGUAGGGGGGAGUGGUUAUAAUUCUAGUCGCUUCAUGCUGCAGAAACAGGGAUAAACUCCGGCUGGGUGAGUCACUUGGCUCCAGUACAGACUUACAUAAUUUUUUCUAUAUUUGAAUUCGACUGGCCUUGUUUUACAGAUACUCCGCUUACGCUUUGGUAAAGACUUGAGAGUCCAGGAAAUGAAAAGACUGCUCCAGUCUUCCAAACCUGUUACAGUGAAUGUUCUACAGAAGCCUGAUGUCAGGUAUGUAUGAUUGUCGCAUAUCAACAUAACUCUCGAUUUUCAAUGUCAUAUUAAACUUUCAUAUAUCAAUCUGGCUGCCUUGUGUCAUUGUCAGAUGUCACAGUCGCGAGUGCUGAUGAGUAUGAGUGCUGUGUGCCAAUUCCACACUUGCCUGUCUAAUAUGACUUUUGCAUGUGUAAUAUAGAGUUGAAAAGCCGUUUUCAUCUGUCCGGUGUGGCUCUGCUAAUUUCAUUUUGCUAUUUAUCCUUGACGGCGUAGACAUUCUCGGUAAUUUAGCCCACGCAGCAGACCCUCUAUUCAACCUGAUACGAGUGAUUCAACUGAUACGUGCGAGGGAGAAGUCAUGCGCGCAAAGGUCAGAGGGAGAUUUUUCCCGGGUGUUUGAUCUCUCGCGCGUGUUUUACUGUCGUUCUCGCGGAGUGCCUUCCCCGCAGGCUACUGGGCAUUAAUCUUCACGACAAACUGCUUCAUUCGUAUUUCUUCUUAAACAAGUCAUUGUGUCUCAUUUGGUCUCUGCAAUCGUACGCUCAAAUUCAAAUUGCUUCUUAUUCCAGAAACUAUCAGGGCAAAAGAUUCUCUCAAGAAUCCCGGCUCCACGUCGCACUGUCAUGACAACAUAUUCCCGUGUCGUGUUGCCAGGUUUCAAUUUCAUCUCGUGUGGAGGUCUUUUUAUGUUGGAUGUGCCAGAUUUCCUGGUUUUUUUUCCAUUUAAUUUUGUUUUAACUAUGAAGAGCUGAACGCAAAAUAGAUCGCUAAACAUGGCACUUAUCUUAGGACUGGGUAAGAGACCACAGCCUCAGUCAAAUACACUAAUAGUGGCACGAUUCAAUUUCAUUUUCAGUGACCAUGAUUUUAUUCAGGAACAAGAAAAUCGUUUACUUUUGAUGUGCAAGAGAACCAUGGCGUUACCCGUCGGAAGGUGUGGAAAAUUUUUGCUCGUCGUAUUUUGUCUUAUCUGUGACCUGCGUUGAGUUAUUUGUGAAAAAAGCGGUGACGUAAUGUUUAGUGCGUUAGAAUUCGAAGGUAUCGCCGUAGGAUCGUUGUGUUCACAUGAAAUCUGUUUUGUUUUGAAGAGGGAUGUUUACAAUGGCCACCUCUCGACCAGUACUGACCGAAACUAUUCCAAUUCCACCACUGGAUUUGACAGGACGGGCCCCGCCUAGGUGAGCUGUCUUGUAUUAGUAAGUGAUAACUGCACUUCGUGUCGUGUAAUUUCAGUCUAAAAUCACAGUUGGGAUUUCAAAUCAAACUCACGCUAUGUGCUCGUUCGGUUUUGAAAUCACGCGAAUGAUUUCAGCAAUUGCUUAGAGCUACCAAAGACCAAAUUGCACUCCACUCAGUUCAAUUAUCAUUAUAAAUUCUAGGAAUACCACGGUUGGUUUGGAACACGUGGAAACUCCAACAGACAUGAAGAUGUGGCCGCUAUUCCAUAACGGAGUAGCUACGGGACUCAGGAUUGCGCAAGGAAUAUCACAGGUGUGAAGACCGACAGUAGUUGUCUUUAUUUAGUUCGAACAGGACGGAUCAGUGUGCCAAUUGGAAGAGUACGUGAUACGUAACUGGUUCAUUCUUCUAGAAUUGAGCCUGACCUCUCAGCAUAUAGCUAACCCUAAAAGUGACCAGCAUUUAAUUUCUCCUAACAGCGCUACUGCUUAAUCAGUCAUUGAGAUCGUGAUAACGAGGAAAUGAUCAGCAACCUAAGAAGCUUUUGAUUGUUAAGUGAAUUCUCCUUGUCAGUCUCAAAUAAAAUGUAUAGAGAAGAGUAUAGAGAAUAUGGAUACUGAUGUUAGGCUACUAAGGGUUAAAGGCAGUACGGUGUCUCCUGCUCGGGGAUAUUUGACCGCGUCACAGUUUGUUAGUGCACUUUUACAUCCUCAGGAAGAGGAUGCAUUUGAAUUUGUAAAAUGAAAUCUCUUGCUCAAAAAUACAAAAUAGCGAACCAGAUCUGGUAUUAUGUUUCAAAAUUGAAACAAUGCGCUAGUGUCUUACGAGUUAACAAGAUCGUGAAAUAAGAGUCGGAAAUUCUGAGAAUUAUUUUGCAUAUCUUUUGCGUCGACCUUACUCUUAUUGGACCCAUUACGGCCAAGAGGAGGCUUGAUUCAAACGGGUCAGGGGGAGAAUAGAUUUGCUGUCACAAUUUACUACAAUUACUUGAAUCGUCGUUACUGAAUUCCCUCAGAAAAGUUUCGUAUAAGUAUCUGUUGCCUUCACUUCUUCCGGGAUAUACAGAUAUCCAAUCCAACCACAUUCCAAAGUCUUGAUGAAGGAAAUUUGUUCAAUUCCUUUUUAUUCUUUAUGUGCUUUAACAGAUCGACAGUACCUGGAUCGUUUACAACAAACCUAAAACCAAUCAACAAUCAGAAGAACAUGCUGGUUUCCUUAUGGCUCUUGGACUCAAUGGCCACCUUAAAAAUUUGUCUCACAUGAACCUACAUGACUAUUUGUGUAAGGUGAGAACUUAUAAGAUACUGUAAGUAACAACAUCACUUCAUGUCACACACAAUAAACCUACUGGACUGCUUGUGAAAGGUAAGACCUGGUAAGGCACAACAGGUAAAGACACAAAUUGCUGUCCUGCGACAAAUGCAGGUACUGCGAUUGCCAGACAGAAUGUCCGUAUUAAGCCCUCUCUUUAUGAAUUUCGAGAAUGGAGCGCAGAUUAGCAGACAGACUUUAAAGCCUCGUCCAAACGGUCAUGAUUGUUGGUGAUAGUUUCAACUAUCAUCAACUAUCAUGUAGUUUGGACAAGUUCGAAUUCGACAUGAUACUUGAUGAUAGUUUUUGCCGUUUGAACGAGCGGAUGAUAGUGGGUGAUAAUUUUUCGGUCAGCAGUUUGGCCAACAACGGGUUCAAACCGAAAUGGCAAAUGGUAAAAUGACUAAAGUAGCCGUCAAAAUUUCACAGAAUGUCACGUAGUUUAUUCUCAUCCUCUCCUGGUAGGCUUCAGUAUCUUUAAAUCGCAACUUUUGACUGAAAUUUCAAAUGCCACCGAAAUGACAGACCUCAACGCACGCCACAUUUGUUUAAUGAGGAAGGAUCUAAAGGGAAAACUCCAAAUUCUUACGCAUCUUUCCAAAUAGAAUUACAAAUAUAACAUGAUGCUGAACAACGAGAUAUCAUCAUCGAGUAGACGUCGUCACCAGAUUAUGCGCGAGGUCGUCUGCCAGUCAAAUGUGCAAGUUACUUACUACCCUACCUGGCUAGAAAUUAUUUCCAAGACUGCCCUAAUCUGGACGAUGACACUAUACGGCUUCAUUUAAACCAUUUAAUAAUAGAAUAAUUAUAGAAGAAUAGAAGAAUUUGUUGCUGGGUUGGUAAUUUAAUGUGUACUUUCUUUUCUCCACAAGGGACACGAACUUACAACCGUCGCGCUUUUGCUUGGAACGGCAGCUGCUAAGUAAGUAGUCCAUCCUACUGCAAAUUAUUUCGAAACCUGUGCGUAGUUUAAUGAAUGUUAUAUUUGGUCUGCAGGCGAGGAACAAUGGACGUGACCAUUACUAAAAUGCUGAGCAUUCAUAUCGACGCCCUAUUGCCUCCAACAUCAGCAGAGCUUGAUCUGCAUCAUUCAGCACAGGUAGCCGCCAUAUUAGGAGUGGGUCUAUUAUACCAAGGCACCGCACAGAGACGAAUGGCAGAGGUGCUUCUUUCUGAGAUAGGUGACGAACUGAUGGAUUUUACUCAUUUUUUCAAUUCAAUGGUGAAGUCUGUUCCUUAGAUAAAUGAGGGCGACGUUCCUAUGAUGAAAUGCAUGUUUACUUAGUUAGAUCGUGUCGGAUGGGAAAAAAUUUGGCUCUCAGUCAUGAGGCACGUAUCAUGCUGUGCUCGGUCCGCGCGUCAUGACCCAAAGCCAAAUGUUAUCUUGUUCGGUCCUCUCACUCAGUCAAUAACUAUAUAAUAUAUUUUACUUUAGUCAAUUUUUGAUUUGCUUCUAACAAAAUCUCGCUCUAAAGGUAGACCACCCGGUCCUGAAAUGGAAAAUGCUGUGAAUAGAGAAUCUUAUUCUCUUGCUGCUGGUCUGGCUCUGGGACUUGUCAUGUUGGAGGUAUUUCAUCUGCUUUCUAUUCAGUUAGGUUAUGAGACACGAGGACGUAGUUGUGUAAAGCAUUUUUCUGGUUGAUGGUUUGAACUUAUGCCCAAUCCACUAGUUAUUUAGGAUAAUUUGGUUUUAUCAACUGGGUUGGUAGCUUUAGAAACUCUUCAAGGCAAAUUUACAUUAGCAACUCAGUUGAUAAGACCAAAUCAGAAGGUCUGAGGUACGAUGCCUUACAGGGGCUCAAAAUUGUUUCUUCGUCCUACACUCGUGAUGAGAUGAAAGUGCACAUAUUUCUAAACUUUUGAAAUGUUUGUAUGUGUCUUCAGCACGGGAACGAAGCAGCCAGUGUGGUGGACCUUAAGAUCGCCGACCAGUUGUAUCACUACAUGGUCGGUGGACAAACCAAACCUCAGGUCAGCUUAGUAAAAUGAUACCUAUUGUUGUAAAGAAAUGGGUUAGACUGAUUUUAUUAUGAAUUUAGCUUACUUUUGUUUUUUAAACAUAUUAAUUUAUGAAAAGUUAACAACCUCUUGUUAUGUAUUCAAGAUUUCAGUGUACCUUUCCUGUUUUACUUUUUUUUAAGAAAGUUGUAUCUCUUUUUGUAGUUGUCAUUGGGUUUGUUUGUUGUUUGUUUUUUACAUCUAUUAAACGCAGAUAUUCACUUCAACUUCUUUUCUCUCUGAAGACUGGAACGCAAAAAGAGAAGUUCAAGUCUCCAAGCUAUCAAAUCAAGGUGAUUGCACAUAAUUCAUUGUUUUCUUUUUGCAAAGAUAUCAUGAAUUAGGUAAAAGGCAGGGCAAAAUUUUUCAGACCUAGCGGAGGGAUUUGUAUCUAUCGAGAUCGCUCUUAUAGGAGCUUCCUUCUCUGAUAAGCCCUCGUUUAAAACUUCAAAUUUCUAACUCUUUGUAAUAUUUUUCUUCGUUCUGAAUGACCGCUGCAAUUAGUUUGGUUUUGGUUUUGGUUUUGGUUUUGGUUUUGGUUUCAGUUUCAGGAUACUCAUAAGAAAAACGUUCUGUUAUCUUUGAAGUAAGUCUUUUUUGUUUUUUGUCACGUAGGAAGGUGAUAGCGUGAAUAUCAAUGUGACGGGACCUGGUGCUACUCUUGCUCUAGGACUGAUGUUCAUGAAGACGAAAAACACGUAAGUUACUAUCUAAAAGCUAUUUCUCUGAAAAGAAUACCGUACAUUUUUUAUCAAUUAGUGCUAAGAAUUUGGUGUUAAAUCUAGAAAAAAGGUUCCAAAAGUUUCGACCAGCUGGUCGCCAAUUUGUCCUAGAACUGAAUUUUAAUCGCUAUGGUCAACUGGGGAUUAACUUGUUUUGUCAGUGUUUUAACUCCAAGAUGUACAAAUAUCGUAACAAGAUUCCAUAUCUCGGUUAAUGAGAGACACUUCUCUCUUAGAUCUGUCGCAGCAUGGUUUGACGCUCCCGACACUCAGGUCCUGUUGGAUUUUAUUCGUCCAGAUUUCCUCUUGCUCCGGGUAAGGUGUAAUAGCAGAGCUCGCUGUGUAUGAAGCGCGCGCGGCGAAUCCCUAUACAUAUAAAAAAUGUUAGUAACCCAUCAAUCCGCUAAAAUUUGAUCGUGUUCGACCGUGCGAUCUUACGCUCAAGGUGCUACCUUUAGCACGCACGGCCAACUGCAUUGUGCCUUUCACCACUAAGCUCGCCAACACAGUUGUAAAGUCUGAAAACCCUAAAGCUUGAUUUCCUAGUGAUCGCUGAGAUCACUGUUGCUGUAAUCGUUAGCAUUUCUAUGGAGAAUGUUUCGAUGUGUUAAAUCCUUAAGCUUUAUCUACCGACAAUUGUUAUGAUGAUGAGGAAACUAGGUUCAGAUUUAUUAGGAGUUGCUUUAAGUUAUACUACGAGAUGAUAAAGCCAAGAGACUGACACUUCGCAUAUACCUCAUUAGAAAGGUAAUCUCUUAAGUUAUUUUCAGACUCAAGCUAUAUUGUCUCCCGGAAGUAGUGUGUUUUAGAGGUUCCUGGAAUGUUUUGGUGAAGAACAAAUACAACUCUUGUGCAAAAUGCUCGAAAAAGGAUCAGUUACUUCCUCGAUUCGCCGAAUACGAAAAUGAAAGAAAAUAGCUUUGUAAUGGGAAAAGGAAGGAAAUUAAAUCCCCAAGGUUAAUGCCCUCUCAGUUACAGACAGAAAAAGAGUUUUAUCUUCCUAUUUCACCAUUGACGCUUAUAACAAUUUUGAAAUCUUGUCAGUGGUCUUUGUGGUUUCUUUCUUGUGGUAACAAUAUUUAUUAAUUCUUCAGCUUCUUAGUCGAGGUCUGAUCAUGUGGGAUAGCAUUCAUCCCUCUACAAACUGGGUGGAAAGCCACAUUCCUGCGGUAGGUUUGGGAAUCACUUCGGCAGGUCUCACGGUACAGAGGUUUAAACGUCAUGACAGCUUGUAUCAAGAGCAUAUACCCAUGUUUCUUUCUCGAAUUUAUGUACGGAUGUAAGAACUAGAACAGAAGCUAAAAGGCAUUAAUUGAAUUUAGAAUGAGAAGAAAGUGAGAGUGGUGGACACUUCAAAAACUGUUCAAAUUUUUAUCACAGCGAAGAAAUUGUUUGCUAACCAUUCAUAUUCGUAUUCGUAUUCUUCGUACGUAUUCUUCCCACAAGGUAUGCUGCUGGAAAAUAUCGUUCUGAUCUUGCCGCAAAUUAAGUUUGAGCAUAAGAUUAUAAUCUCGUGGUUUGACAUGUGAAAUAGUCUUACAUUUGCAUCAGCUGCCGAAGUAAUCAUUUGCACAUGUAGAGUUCGCCGUUUGAACAGGUCACAUAAUUUGCUAUUUUAGCUCAUGAGGUAUAUUUAUUUAUUUAUUUAUUUAUUUUUGCUAGAUUGUUCAUCAGUGCGAUACCACUUCGGCUGAAAGUGAAGCAGCGAACUCAGACAUCGACAUGGAAAGUCUGAGGUAAUUAUCUCUUACUUAUUACUGUGCUGUGUUUUCGCGAGAUUUUUUUCCUCUAGCGAGAUAUGCGCGAGACUUGAGUUGCUUAAGUUUAUGACUUAAGCGAAUAGCACGGUCCACCAUGAAAAAUGCUCUAGCUUUAAAUCCAGAUGUAUUUUGUGCUGUAAUCUUUAUUCUUAAAUCUUUCAUUAACUGCUGCAAUAUUCCUUAAGAUGCAGUCCACUUUAAAAGUUCUUGCCCAGGUCGUUAGGUUGUGAUACUACACACAAGUCGCAAGAAAAAAAAUUCACAAUAACGCCAACUGCUCUUUUUUCGAUAACCGACGGAUGCUGACCUCGUACAUUGUCUUUUGAGCCAAGGUGGUGGUAUUUUUUGUCCUUUCAGAAGCGUUAAGUCUCUGCUAUAUCAACUUAUCGGUCGCGUAAUUAGUAUAAUUUUGAUUCGAGACAAGCAAAAUGGGAAACAAGGUUACUUAUUCGAUCGCUUGUGUAAACACUUUAUUCCUCCCUAUUUAAAAAACAAGUUCAUUGCUAAAAGGUGUGGAAAAUGUACCAUGUGAACAAUGCAAUCAUUUUUCAGUACGUGAAAAAUGAUUAGUCAGUUUUUCAGUAUUGUUAUGACAGGUAACAUCAUGGCAGUGGUGGCAAAUGAAUUUCCUGAGCGACUUACAACAUUCGACUCCUUAGACUCUGAUAGUGACAUCUGAACUCCUCUAGACUCUGAUAAUGACAUCGAUGGUAAUCCGAGACUGCAUUGGUUUUCACUUACUUCGCUCUGUGAUUUGUCAAGAAAUCUCGCGCCACUCUCGCGACAAAUCAAAUGCAAACCUAAAUCACGGCUCCGUCACCCGCGUUUUCCCGCGCUUUAGAUAGUUUAGUUUUACUUUCCUCUCUCCUGAUUGGACGUUAUGAUUACUUUGGUUUUGGUUUUACGACAUUGAAUCGAAAAUCGCUCUAUCGAAAUGAAAUGUCAAUCACUGUCAGGAACGGUGUUUUUUAAGGAAGAUCACACCACACGAUAUACCUUUUCUACUUAGCCAGACCAAUUACUUUGACGAAUUAUGCGGCGCGUUUCGUUAAAUAUAAAAAUGCUUUCGUUUUUUUCGUUUCAUCUAGUCAGGCGAAGAUCAAUAUCAUUGCCGGUUGCUGCAUGGCCAUGGGAUUAAGAUUUGCUGGUUCCGCUAAUCAGGAAGCCUUCAACUGUUUGGUAUGUGUAGGAAAAGAACUUACCAUCGGCCAUUUGCACGAUGAUGUUAUUUGACUACAUCUACCAGGAUCUGUCAAGUUUUGUUCUUUUGUGCAACAGUUUUGGACGGAAGGGUCCGUAAAUAUUGCGAGAGGAGGGCAGCAAUCUCCUUUUUAAUAAGGAGGUAAUCAUGGAAACUGAUAAACAGCCCUUGCCCAGUAGAUCUUCAUUCACUUUAUCUCUCAAAGCCAUCAUGUUUCCUUUUCAUGCCAAACGCUUAUACACGAUCAAGUUAUUUAUGUGGUCUAAAACGAUGAGACAUAUCUCUAUAAAGCUCAGUUGCUGAUUAUUUUCAAGUUUUGUGUUAUGGUUUAUUUUUCAGAUGCAUUACACCAAAUACUGUAAAGAUUUGUUGAGCAACAGUGCAGUGGAACAGGUGCUUAUCAUUCUCAAUUCCAAGAUCAAUAUAACAACUGUUGUAAUAUUAAUUCUCUUAAAAUGGGAAACGGUAAAAAUUUAACUCCCUGCCGCCAGGAACUUGUCAUGGAAAGACGUGACACAGCCCUUCAUCAGUGACGCGAAGAAAUUCCAGCUGGCAUAAGUGCAGGGUCUCUGUGUCUCCCUUUCAAUUUAGUCGAACUUUACGUGGCCUAUGUCUUGGGAGUCUUAAGAGGAUUCCUUCCACAGCCUUACUGAAUUAAACUUGUUUGAUAAUUGUUAAAAUUACUACCGUGUGAUUUGUACUUUUAGGCUGGGAAGCCUACAGUUGAAACGUGCCUCAACACAAUCCUCUUAUCGCUGGCUAUGGUAAGUUUUGUAAAAGUUGCAUAGAAACAUAGCCACGUGAUCGUCUCGGUAGACUUCGGAAAUAUGCAUCCAGGCUUUGGUCAGGGCUCAAACCUGGACCCUUCAAUCCUGAGUUCAGAGUGUCAACAUUCACCCGCUAAGUGCCCCAAAUUCUUGGGGUAUUCUGAAAAAAAUUAUUAUAAAAACACUCGAACACUAAGUAAGUCAGUGGUGUAGGUUUUAAAAGAAAUUGUGGUGCUGCGUCGGUGGGAUGUAACAGGAAAAUUUAGUUGUACCAACCGAGUUGAUGAUGUGAAUUGACUACCGAAGGUUGAUUCUAGCCCUUCGUCAAAUAGCAUUUUCUUAUUUUGGUCAAAAAAUUUCUCUCGGCUCGCAGGUGAUGGCGGGAACUGGUAAUCUCGAUGUGCUUAGGAUCGCUCGACAGCUGCGUAAAAGGCAUUCCCCAGAUGUUCCGUAUGGGAGUCACAUGGCGGUUCAUAUGGCAAUCGGCCUUUUGUUCUUGGGUGCAGGAAGGUAUCAACUGAAUUACUUGCUUACUGUUCGGUUUACCUCAAGAACAUUUUCCGCAACGUAAUUGCAAAACUGAACAAUUGCCAAUUUAGUGUUGAAAGAAACUCGAGAUUGUACAUUUCACUUCGCUACCACUGAUUGGUCUAGAAAACUCGCGCCACCUCCUCAAUCAAUCAGAUGCAAAACUAAAUCCAGCCGUGAUUUGAUAGUUGGCGUUUCCUCAAGCUUCAUGCUGGUGAAAAGAGUUUAAUUUGCGCUCUCAUUGGCUUGUUGUAUUAUUUAUCUUUGCUCUGAUUGGCCAGUGUGUACUUUGGUUUUUUUUGCACUCAGUUAAAAAAGCGCCGUAAAGUUCAUUCAUUAUUGUUAUACAGGUUCACUCUGAGUACCGAUGGACCUUCCAUUGCUGCGUUGAUAUGCGCCUUCUAUCCCAGAUUUCCAAUCUCAAGCACUGAUAACAGGCAAGUUAAAAAUACCAUAAGCACUGGUAAGUGCUUGAGAGACUAGAUUUAUGCUGAGGAGCCUUAUGACCUGCAUCGCUGUAGUUUAUUUCGCUUUUUGUAUCAUAAAGUGGCCAGGGGUGUGGCCAGUCCUCCUAAGAUGGACUCAUUUCGUCAGCCUUUUCUUUGACGGUUUUGUUGUUACCCAGUUAUGACCCUAAGAGAGGCAUCGCGAUAGCAAGUGUAUGGCCCAAGAACACACCAAAAUACCCUGCUCAGAGUUCAAAUCCGCACCUCUCGACCUUUAAUAAGUUAACAUUUGUGAAAGAUAUCUCGUGUGGUGCUAUUCCUUGAACAACAGAGGAGUUGAAACAAGUAGGGGGAGCAGGGUGUGACGCUCCACCCUACCCUGAAAGAAGCACUGUAGCAUUAUAUCCAGCUGUGGGAAGGCCAUUGUACGAAGGGUAGGAUCUAGCUACUGGAGGAUUCUGUGGACAAACAUUUUCAAGCUGAUGCCAUAACAGAUAUUAUGUGUUAACAAACUUGUGUUUUCUAAGGACACAACACACUGACCAGGUCAGUCCAAACCCAGACCUCUCGAUUAGGGUACUGGCCACUAGGAAGGAGUAAAGUUGCAGUCAGUUUUAUGUCCUCUUUAUCUACUUCCCAGACUAAUUCUCUUUUCGCUUGGUUCUUAGCAAGGAGCACACAGACAUACCAAACUUAAAUGGUCGAAAACUGUUCUGAAUUUUGUAGGUACCACUUGCAGGCGUUCAGACAUUUAUACGUACUUGCAGCCGAGCCUCGAGUCCUUGUUCCUCGUGAAGUGGAUACAAACAAAGCCUGUCAUGUUCCUCUUGAAGUCACGCUCAAGGUGAGGCCUUUACUUAGUAAACUACCUUCGAUCUAUUAAAAUUUAGCUGCAAUAACGAGGGUUUGUGUAUCGAAGCGAAGGGGACGAAUAGACAGGCUUGUCCUGUUUCCUUCGUUUCCUGUCAGCUUCGAUAUCAAACAUAUUUUCGAAUAGUUAGGGACCGGUCAUAUACCGUCCAGGGAGGGCGUGGGUGGUAGGAUUUUUGGGGAAAUCACAUGGUUUUCGUAUAGGAAAUACAACCGCAUUAAAUGUAUCUAAAAUCUGGUUGUAUCAUACUGUGUCUCAGAUAACAUGGCAUCUAAUUUUGACAACGCUUUUCCAUCCACAGUUUUUUAGUUCUUAUUUUGUCCUUUUCAUGUCUUCCUCAAUUUUAUUCAUAUUAAAAUUCCCAGAGAUCCUAAACUCACUAUGUUAACGUUUUUUCAGGAAACGCAGUUUUACCCAGAGACAGUUUUAAAACUCACCGCGCCUUGCAUUCUACCAGAACUGCAGCUUAUCAGAAAGGUAGGCCGGCAAACACACACUUGAACACACAACUUGUUUGUUAAGGCUACUAGUCUUGACAAGUUACACUGAGCCUAUAGAAGGCGUGUACAUUCUCUUACGUCUUCAAGGUCAAAGCUAAAAGAACUUGAAGCGUUCUCGGGGAGCGUCAGUUACUUUAAGGGAACCUUUCAGGGUAUCUUUGAUUUCGAAACUGGGCUUUGUUUAGAUCUUUGACUGGGAAUAGCUUUGCAAAGAAAAAAAUCCACUCUAUUUCCUUGUUAAACUGACGUUAUUUUUAAGACUAUAUUCCUCCUUUAGAGUCGCAACAAUUUUAUACUCAUUUGACGUUUUUGCCUCUUUUUCUAGAUCUGUGUUUCGGGAUUGCGUUAUUGGCCAAUCACAAUCGAUUUGACGGAAAGCAAGGACUCUUUUAGGUAAGCCUUUUUCAGAGUAAAACUGUGAAAAGCUCUCUGAUUAGUCAUUUAUAGGGGUUGGAGGAAUUUGGUUGUGUCACGAUUUACCUAAUCCCCCUAUGAGGCUACAGUAUUCUUUUUAUCCCCUUUCCAUUGGCCAGAGCCAAUUUUCCACAGUCCCUCCUGAUUCCCCUCUGUUCUCCCUGAGAACCAGUAGAUCUCCCCCAAAACCCUCCCCUCCUCCUUCCGUGAUGAAUAAGGAUUUGUCCCUUAGUCAACUGAAAAGAGGUUGGAAUAGUGUUUGUUGUUUGUUCUUAUCCUUGCUCUAAUAGUUUUAGUGAGUCGACGAAGUACCAAUCCGUGGAUGUUCAAAUUUACUUUUUCAUUAAUGCUGUUUCCUGGUUUUUUACUGUUGUAGUUGUUAUUGUUUUUUUUUUCAGUCUAUUAACUGCCAGUCAAGGAACUUUAUUUGUGAAAAGAAGAACGGGUUUUUUAUCUUAUGCCGACGAUCCACAGGUACUUAGUGCAUAAAAUGACUCUUAAUUGAAGUAUGUCCUCAACAGGCAUUCCGUAUUUCUUUAUCUUACAAAGUUUCAUCCAGCCAGGUGUAAUUUGAUAUUUGAAAAAAACCCGACUGGAGAAAUAUUAAUAGUCCCAUUCGUACAAGCGUCUCAGCUAUGAGCAAUGUCGUAUCUGACAUGAUCUGAGCUGCAUCUACUAGAAAAUCUCUGAUGGACUUUAAAAUUUGUGGAAAGGUUUAUUGUGCAAGCGUUUUGAAUUCUCUAGAAUUCGUGAUAAACAGCAAACGUGUCUGGAGAAUUAACUUUGCUGAAACAUUGCUAUCCUCUCACCAGGGUUAUCGAAACAUUCUAGCCAAGACAUUUUCUGCCCAAACAGACCAGGUAAGAAACUGCUUCGUUGAAACAAAACUAUUGAUCGCUCUCACGUUAAGAUGUGUAGCUCCCACUUUUCUGAAACCUGUUUACAUUUACGACUUGGUCUCCUUCCCGUUAAAAUUUUAAGAGUAUAAUUUAAAGCUUAUUCAUUUUAAAAGGCACUUUAGAAUUAUUCAUACUAAGUCGCUUGUUGUGUUACUUUUCAUGAUAGUAUCCAGCUAAACUGAGGUGUGUUUUAAUAUUUUAAUGGAACUGUGCUGCAAAAUCUUUAUAUUACCGCAUCGUAUUUGAUGGUGAUGUGCACUGUACCCUCCGUCUUGGGUACUCAAAUUUGCAAAACAAGACAUUAUGUUUUGAUUUUUUUUCUUCUUAUAUGCCAGAUAGAAGUGGUUCGAAGCUUUUCAUCAGAUCCGAAUCUCAUAGCGCUGGUGGAAUUGUUUGGUGACAAAGAUCUCUCAAACGAAAGGGUGAGCGAGGCACUCUGUAGUUUCAACAGAACCAUCAACAACGCCACAUUUUAAGAAGUGUGAAAAAAAUUCUCCCCCCCCUCCAUAGCCGGUCUUUCGUUUUGUUGCCCUUAAAUUUCGGUUUCCUAAUACCCGUUUCUACUCCUGGGUUAAUUAGCACUGCUAGCAAAGUAUUUUGCCGAAGAAGGGAACUUAAAGACCGACUAACGCUUUACCUGGGGGUUUCCAGAAAAGCAUGUUGAUGACGGUCUACCGCCGCCCAUAAAAACCUCUCACCACUGCUUUCCAGUAAGCUCUUGUGUUUGCACGUCACCUUACGGCUCAGCCGCCCAUUACAUAAUCGGCAGCCGCUUAUGGCAACAGUUUUUGACACCCCUUGUCUACCCCAGAUCUGUUUACCAAGUGUUCAGAGCGUUCCCCCAUAGAGCCAGCAUUUCACCUUAUUGAGUUAUGUACGCUAACUGAAUCUGCAAGUAAUUGAACCAACUUUCGCAGGCCUUUCGUCAGUUUUGAAGGGUUUUCAAUUCCUCUAUGUCGCCUUCUUUUUAUGCCUUUUAGUUGUGUACAUACUCGAUUAUCGUAUGUAUUUACUCUUUUACAGGAGAGGAGGUUAUGUUCGUUCAUUGCAUCGACGCUAGUGGAAACUGUUACAGAGGAAAAACCCGAAGUUUUGCAGAUAUUGUUGCGCAUGUGGCAGGUAUUGUAGACCGCUAUACAGCUCUGUUCUGCAGCUGAUGUCUUCUGCUGAUUGAUUGUUUUUUUCUUUUCUUUUCUUUGCUGAAAUGUCGCUCAAGUUUGUAGUUGUCUUGAAAACAGAAACUAUCACAGGCUUUCAAAAAAACAGGAGUCGGAUGGCGGGAUGCGUUACGGUUUCUAGGGAAUUCAAUAUCUAAGCUUAGCUUUCUUUUCUCGUGGUUAACGUUUGUGUUGUUAAUGAGUGAUUGUCGAGUGUUUCGAUUGUAGAUUGUUCAUAAUUUGGAGUAUGAACCCAACCCAGGCUCUGUCUGGCAGAUGAAGCUGGCUGUAACAUUCUACAAGAAAGUGUUCUCAAGAAUUUCUACGCGCAUGCGCAGGAAGGUAUGCUUAGUGUAACAAGAGAGUGAACUCUCAACAAGAAGUAAUCUACAUCUGUCCCAUUGUCAUCGUAGAUUGUCCACUAUUAAUCAAGAAACUAAUUUUAAGGUGUCGGUACUCUAGAAGUCCAGAACUCUGACUUUAUUCCACAAUUUACUAUUGAGUAAAAUUACUAAAACUGUUUUCGCCUGGUGCGAUUUUAGGAAUGGUGCUAUGUGUUUUGCCCAAAACCGUUAAUGGGUCGCCAAAAACUGUCUUUUUUUCUCCAAUUUUAGCCUCUAAUUAGUGGGGACUUCAUUGAAGAAUAUAAGUUCCUUUUAGAAGAAUCCAUCGACCGCCUUAUGAAUAAAAGUAAGUUACGUUUCCUCUUCACCUAGUUUUUAGUGCGAACAAAAAAAGAUUUUACCUUAAGUGAUUGUUGAACGAGGCCAAAUUAGACCCAAAAUCUAUCAUCAUGUAGUGGUUACUCACAUUUUUUGGCGCACAAAGCCGUUUACGUGUAUAAAUCUACGUCUUUGAGUAACGUUGGUUCUUUGUAAUAUAGUCAAACCUGUAUUAAGCGGUCAGCGAUGGGGAAAGGCAAGGUGGCCGUUUAAUACAGGUAUCGUAGAAUAGGGGCAAUACUAAAAAAGAUAAAAAACGCUACUUAAUGUAAAGAAAAAAACACGUCGCUCAAAAAUACUGCUAAGAUUGAUUUCGAAAGAGGAAUAUGGAUUAAAUUUUACUUGAAGUAUUAUUCUUAAUUUUAUUUGAAUGGUUUCGCUUUACGUGACCGUUCAAUACAGGUGAAGACAGUAAAAACGUGCCGUUGGGACUCACUCAAAGGUGACCACGCCUGCUCAAAAGAUGUGACCGUUUAAAUGGGUAAAAUUACGGUGUUUAAAGGGCAACAAAUUUGGAAUUAUCCAACACAGGGUGACCGCUUAAUACGGUGUCGCUUAAAACAGGUUGGAGGGUAUUUAUCUUUCUUCUGUUGGCCGUCUUGAUUACCUUGGUUUUGGCUGAACGACACCACAAGAAAAAGCGCUCUAAUUUUUAUAUUUUUAGAGGGGAAUGGGUGAAAAAAGGAAAUAUAGGUAAGCUGAAACAUUGCUGUUUUUGUUUUAAAGAUUCAAUAUUAGCAAAAGACUGUUAUAGUGCUGAGGAACAAAAGCGCAAAUUCUGUCCAGCGGUGUGUUGCUUUGCCGUAUAUCACGACGUCCCGUUGCCGCGCAGUUUACCAUCUUUACUCCAGCAAGGUGACGUUUGUAGUUCGUUUUUCAUAUAUUCCUCCUUUUUUUUUGGUUUUGAUGUGAGUAACCCCUGAAGCAACUAUGUUGUUUGAAAGUGUUCAGUAAAUGUUUCAAAUUUCUCCUUUAGUGAGAACGGUAACACAGUUGUGGAACAAUUUUGAUUGUUAUCAGCCAGUUUUAAGCGCUAAAAAGGCAGUGGGAGCGCCAUUGUAAACUAGUGGGCGGUGGAAAAAGAAAAGAUUAUGCGUUUCCUCAAUAACUGGAUAGUAGGCGGCUGUGCGUGUGGAGACUUCUCGCGGCAUAACGUACUGUCCGUACGUCCCAGCAUCUUUCUGAGAUGAGGUUACGUUUCCUCCUGUUUCAGCGGUUUUGAUGGGCUAAACUAGUUCAUUUAGGUUCAAUGUAAAAUUUACUUUAACUGCUGUGUGCUUCCACGCCAAGCCGUUGAAUAGAAGUGAGGUUAAAGCUAACUCCAUCUUGAUAUAAACAUCAUGACUUCAAAUAAAAAUCCCUUUGUCAUUAUUUGAGUUCCUUUCCUCUAUCAUUGUAAAGUCACUUCUAGUCUCGCUGCCAUUUAAAGGCUUGGUUGCAUUUCACGUAACUGAACUAGAAUAUUGUCGGUUUUGCUUCCACAGGCAAUAUUCCCAGUCUAGCAGAGAUGCUGCAGGGUUCAGAAGAUCUGCCACUGACAUUAACUGCAAUGCUGAGACUGCAAGCCCAAAGCUAGUUCCUUUCCUUGCUUUUGCAAAGAAUCUAUUCAACUGCGUGACGGUGGUAUGAACAACAAAGAAAAUGCUCUUUUUAAGUUGUAAACUUUCGGUUGAAAUGCUCAAUUAAGCUAGCCCGGUUGGUUAAGAAAAAUAAAGGACUGGGGCCUGGGACGAGUGUAUUCUCGAGUCGCUGAGAACCAGAGAAAGGAAGGAAGAGUCAGCGCUCUCUUCAUUUCUGUUUUCCUUCUUUCUUUCACGGUCCGUUUUCAUGCUUUCUUU
This is a messenger RNA of Pocillopora meandrina, 33896 nucleotides long. The record is from the annotation of a GenBank genome assembly. Lineage: Eukaryota; Metazoa; Cnidaria; Anthozoa; Scleractinia; Pocilloporidae.